GUUCUAAUGAGUGUUUGCUUAGAAGAUUCUCGAUCGGAUCUUUCUCUCUCUAGGGUGGGUUUCCACCGCUGGGGUUUUUUCUCCGUUAUCGUUUGUAACGAGGAGCGGCCGUCGUAGGCGAGCUUAGGCAUACAGGGUUUCUUCUUUCGCCAUCAAUUGUGCGACUUUUUUCCUUCUUUUGCUUGGCGAGAUUAAGCGGAGGGAAGAUGAUGUUUGGUCUCUUGCGGUCGAAGGUUUUGCAGGGACAGAAGAUGGAUGCUUGGUCUCCAAUGGGCAAAGGUCAUGGACGAAGUGUGGGGCUAGAGGCUGGAACAGAUCUGGAUUCGAGGUCAUCUGUAUUAGGUGGCGACAUAGGAAGCUUGAUAAAGAACAUGAUAAAUAAGAGGCAAGGUGAGGAAGAAGCUACAGUACUGCUGGAUCGUCCCCCUCUUGAUCCGCCGCUAUGGAGUGCAGAAGAGACGAGGGUUUGGAAGCAUCUUUUUAAUUUUACAUUAUGCUUGCGAUUUAUUUUUCAAGAUCAGACUGUUUAUUUUUCUGUUGGUUACUUUUAAUAUUGUAAGACUUUUGCAUUAGGAUUGGCUGAUAGGAAGUGUGCUUUAAACGUCUUUGGCUCAUGUAAGCCCAUUAUAGGAUCAACGAGCUACAUUGCUUCUCUGAAUGUGAUUGACUCUAAAUCUGGUUCGAGGGCUAA
This is a messenger RNA of Cuscuta epithymum, 691 nucleotides long. The record is from the annotation of a GenBank genome assembly. NCBI's taxonomy places the organism in Eukaryota, Viridiplantae, Streptophyta, Magnoliopsida, Solanales, Convolvulaceae.